ACGGGCGUCACUGAUCUAGACAGCCGGCUCUUCAGGUCGCACAGGAGUGAACACAGCCCAAGGAUGAGGACCAUCCGCUGCUCCUACACCCCCCUGAAUAAUCUCCUGCAUGAAGAGAUCUCCAGCGAUGAUUCUGAUUUUGAGAUAAUUGACGACGAUGAAGCGAAGAAUAAACCGAAAAAAGGAGGUGAGAAACCCAAAGAAGAAGUGGAGGAGCCGGUGUUAAUAGGGAGCAGCCAAAUUCUGGGGAGCGAUGACGUCAGACAGAUCGCUCAACAAUUGCCGCCUAAAGUCGUCUGCUGCUCCUGGCGGCUGCAGUACAGUACGGACAAACACGGCUUCAGCCUGAGGACCAUGUACCGCACUAUGAACGCCCUCAGCGCGCCCGUAUUACUGCUCGUCAAGGAUCAUGAAGGAAAGGUGUUCGGGGUCUUCUCCUCCUCGGAGCUCCGGGUUCUCCCCUCUUUCUAUGGGACGGGGGAGACCUUCUUGUUUAGUUUCUCUCCGCAGUUACAGGUUUUUCGGUGGACGGGGAACAAUAACUUUUUUAUUAGAGGGGACAACCAGUCAUUGACAUUCGGAGGAAGUAAAUGGUACGUCCCGAAGUUCUUAUUGUUGUGGUUGUGUUUUUCAUGUCACCUGACCUCGUUCUCUCUUCACAGCGGUAACUCUGGUCUGUGGUUGGACGAGGAUCUGUACAAUGGCAGUAGUCAGUGGUGCGCCACCUUCAAUAACCACGUCCUGUCCAGCCACAAGCACUUCCGCGUCCACAGCCUCGAGGUUUGGGCGUUCACUUGAGCUUCUGGAGAGACUGUUCAUUUCUUCUGAGAUGCAGUAUCGAGGUGACGGCCGGGAGCAAAUGAUUCCUUAUCGGACAAUGAUUACGCCCCUUGGUCUCCGGGUGGUCGGCAGAGAUUGUCUGUGAACAAUAGUCUGAUGAACAUAGGAUGCCCAUUAAAUAUGAAGGUCAUGAGUGCUGGCCGCAUCUAAGGCCGGGGUCACACUGCAGUCAGGCAAUCUGAGGUAUAUGUUGGCAUAGAGGCAAUGGCCAAUGUACACCACAGCGCACUCCCUUGGUCAGCUGUAUACCUUGCUCAGAGCUAAAGUGUCAAGAAGGCUGUACUGAGCUGAAGCAUGCAAGCCUGCUCCCUCCCCCACCCCUCUCUGCCUGAAAGGGGCACUCCACUGGAAAAAAAAAAAAAUGUAAUCAACUGGUGCCAGAAAGUUAAACAGAUUUGUACAUUAAAAGUGCAAUGUGUCAGCUCACUACAAUCCUCCGCACGACAAGGAGCCUCCAAUAAUAGAAGUAGAAAAACAAAUGCCAGCAUUAAAAAUGGCUCCUCCUUUAUUUCAUCCAAGUUAAAACCACAACAUGGAAGAACGGUCUCAGAAACAUCAACAGCAACGUAAAACCUCAGGAAACGCUCUGCAUGACGCGUUUCAGGUCAUGUGACCUUUCUCCAGAUGCAUAAUAAGUAGUGGAGAGGUGGGAGUUUAUAUGUGGAUAAACGCAACAGGUGCUUAAAGGGUCACUCCGCCGCUCAGAGUUUGGAAGAAAUGUUCCGAACGCUUAGAAUUAGUGACGGGAGCUUGUGACGGCAUAGCCCCGCCCCCUCAAUGCAAGUCUAUGGGAGGUGGCGUGUCUGCUGAGUACCCCUUUACUUGGAUGAAAUAAAGGAGAAGUCAUUUUUACCGCUGGCAUCUGUUUUUCUACUUCUAGAUUUGUAAAUUAGUUCUCUUUAAAAAUCUUAAUCCUUCUAGUACUUAUCAGCUGCUGUAUGCUCUACAGGAAACUCUUUUUUCUUUUUGGAUUUCUUUU
This is a messenger RNA of Hyla sarda, 1819 nucleotides long. RefSeq names its product TLD domain-containing protein 2-like. Gene Ontology annotation, biological process: response to oxidative stress. Bases 64 to 798 code for a protein of 244 amino acids. Gene Ontology annotation, cellular component: nucleus. The transcript has 5 exons. The record is from RefSeq and is a predicted model, not a curated record. NCBI's taxonomy places the organism in Eukaryota, Metazoa, Chordata, Amphibia, Anura, Hylidae.